Molecule: messenger RNA, 1521 nt
Organism: Fusarium tjaetaba
Lineage: Eukaryota; Fungi; Ascomycota; Sordariomycetes; Hypocreales; Nectriaceae
Product: allantoate permease
Exons: 5
Coding region: 1-1521 (506 amino acids)
Biological process (GO): transmembrane transport
Cellular component (GO): membrane
Molecular function (GO): transmembrane transporter activity
Source: RefSeq, a predicted model, not a curated record
AUGUCUGAUUCUGAAAAGGGCGCUGCUAUCAAUCAUCGAGAGGAGGCUGACAUGACUCCCAAGCAAGGUGUCGAGGUUGACACCGUCCAUCAGGAUGAGGCGAUGAAAGUCCUUGAGGCGUAUGCGGGUGAUGAGGCCUGGACUGAGGCGGAGGAGAAGAAGUUGCGCCGCAAGAUUGAUUGGAAGCUCAUGCCUGUUCUUUGUGCUACAUACGGACUGCAGUACUACGACAAGGCUAUGUUAUCUCAAGCUGCUUUGUUCGGACUUAGAGAAGAUCUUGGUCUUCUCACCGGAGAUCGAUAUUCCAUGUCGGCUGCCAUUUUCUAUCUCGGUUUCAUCAUUGGAGCUUAUCCAGCCAUGAUUCUCGCACAGAGAUAUCCCAUCGAACGGGUUGCUUCCGGCAUUGUCACACUUUGGGGUGUCUGCCUCAUCUUGACUGUAGUGUGCAAGGACUACAAGACUCUCUAUACUCAACGUUUCUUCCUUGGCUUGCUGGAAUCCGGUAUUUCUCCCAUGUUUAUGAUGAUUGUCGGAAGUUUCUAUAAGAAAAACGAACAGGCCAUGCGCAUGGGUAUCUGGUACUCUUGCACCGGCUACGUCUCGAUCAUCUCCCCUAUCAUCAACUACGGAUUCGGUCAAAUCAACGGAGGAGUAUCCUCUUGGCGCUACAUGUACUACUUCUCUGGUGCUCUCACCAUCGUCUGGGGCAUCAUCCUCGUCUUCGUCCUUCCUCCCGAUCCUGUCCGUGCCAAAGGCUUCAACGAGAGAGAACGAUAUAUCCUGGUUGCGAGACUCAAGACCAACAACUCUGGUGUCCGCAACACUCAUCUCAAGGUUGCUCAGAUCUGGGAACUCCUGCUUGACCCCAAGUUCUGGACCGUCUUCUCUAUUGCUUUCCUGUCUAUGAUUGCCAAUGCCCCUAUUUCGACUUUCGUUCCUAUCAUCAUCCACGGUUUCGGCUUCAGUACUCUCAACUCUCUCUUGCUUAUGAUGCCUUGUGGCGCAUAUGCUGGAACACUUCAGCUUCUGUUCCCCUACCUGGCGUACAAAUUCAAGAACAACAGGUCCUACUUGGUAUUUAUUGCUCAGAUGGGCACUGUCCUCGCCGCUUUGUUGCUCUGGCUUCUUCCACUCUCAGCUACAGGCGCAUUGCUUUUUGCAGUGUACAUUCUCCCAUCUGUUGGCGGUGGAUAUGCAGUUUUGAUGGGCCAUCAGAUUGCCAACACUGCGGGAUACACCAAGCGAUCCGUUGCCUCAUCCGGUCUCUACAUCGGCUACUGUCUCGGUAACUUCGUUGGUCCUCUCUGCUUCAAGAAGGGAGACGCACCUCGCUUUGAGCCCGGCUUCAUUGUUGUCGUCGUUACUUCCAUCAUCGCCGGUCUCCUUGCUCUUGUUUACCGCGGUCUAUGCAUGUGGUCAAACAGCAAGCGCGAUAAGUCUGGAACCACCGAAGGGUUUGAUCAUGCCUAUGAGGACGACCUCACUGACAAGAAGAACAUGCAAUUCCGCUACAUCCUCUAA